UUUUUGUUUGUCUCCAGUCUUCCUCGCUUUUUACUUCCUUUCGAGCGUGUUGACUUUUUUACAUCAUAUUUUUGGUGUUUUUUUUCGCGUUUUUCAUGUAUUUUUAUCAUUAAUAUUCACGUUUUGUGCUCUAUGGAGUCAGGAUGUCUUCGACAUGUCCAUAUAUUCUGGUAAAGACCUCGCAGUUGUUCACUGCCGCGCGAAUUACGAGCCAAAACGAGAGCUUCAAAGAGGGUCUGUCAUCGAACAAGAUCGUUCAGAAACUUUCUCAACUUAGCACCAACUUAAAAACGUUAAAAAUUGAAACCGGCGGUUAUUUCAAACCACCAAGGUUGAGUUUAGAAGAACUGUCGACGAUUGCGAGCAAUAUUUGCGUUCAAAUCAAAGAUCAGAAGUUGUUAAAUUUGCACACAGAGGGAAGCGAACACGAGACUUUUUAUAUUGCUGACAAUGAUAUUGAUGAGAAUGUUGGCUAUGAGGAGAGUCACAUGCACAUUGCAUGUAAUGAACAUUUAAGUGUGAAAAAUAAGGGUGUUUUGGUUGAGAAAACAGAAAAAUAUUUUGCACAGUAUGGUAUCUCAGAGGAUGAACUGCAUAGGUAAGCAAGGGUAUGCUUGUGACAGGGUCACAGGCCAGCUGAAUAUGGUAGCAUCCAUCCAUAUGAUCAAAUUCACUUUUCCAAGCAGGUCGGUGCACUGUCGUAAACAUGCUGCGCUGUAUCUACGAUGAUUUAUAGCAGUGCAGUUGAACUCUUAUUAAUGCACUUAAAUUAGGGAUGUUUUGAAUGUCUGCUAAGAUGUGUCUGUUGGAUGGAAGUGGUUAACGGCAUGUUAAGGCCCAUCUACAUGAUAAUCGUAUACAAUUCUUAUCCUGGUGUAUGUAUUCAAAUAAAUGCAUGUAAAGAUGUCACAUUUCAAACUUCGUCAUCAACUGAUGAACAGGAGUAGUGGUGUCAACAGUCGUUUCCAUAUGCCAGAAUGACAAUCAUAUGCGAGUAGUCGUGUUGUGUAAAUGGGCCUUCACACGAGGGAAUUUCUGACAUGGAGCCAAUGUUAUCUAAAGUAGUUGCAGGAAAAUUACGAGCAUGGUCCACAGUUUAUUUCUUUCAUUUUUCAUUCCUUAAUUAAGAGUAUGUUUCUUAAAGAAAGAAUGUGAGCCAUGCUCUUUGCGGCAAAAAUUUGCUCAUGCAACAUAGCCUUUAUCCAGAUGAGAUUUUUGUUAGGUUGUAUGUUUUCGGAAAUGACAACUGCAUAGAGUUUAGAAGAUCCUGCAUACAUGUCAUGUUGUUUUGUAGCUGUGUAAAGGAAAUAAAAAAUAUGAAAAAGAAGCAAUGGUUGCUGGAGCAAAAUGAACACAAGACAGAACAAGGAUGGGUGAAGUUUCUACAACAGAAAGAUUUGCUUGUCUGGAGAAGACCUUUGAAUGAAAAUGGCUUACACCAGUAUAAAGGUAUAAUGUCAAAUGAAAAAGGAUUGCUAGGGAUGCAAGUAUGCAACUACCUGAAAAAUACAAGGGGAACUUUGAUAUUUCAAGCGGCAAGCGAAGGCCCUUCGUCGGGAAGUUACAAGCAAGGGUUGGGAAAAUUACAUGAGCUUUUAUACGAGUGCAUGUAAAAGCGAUAACGUUGUUUAAAACUGCUCAGCUAACCUAAAUUUGCUUUAAUUUCAUAGUGUUUGGCACAUUUUUUGACAUUUCAUCAGAAGCUUUUUUCAACUCUCAAGUAAGUGUAUUAAUUUCGUACCCAAAAAAGCAUUUUCGUACCCAAAAAAGCAUAUUGAAAAACUGACUUGUUAAUUAAGCAGUAUGCCCUAACCCCCCCCCCCCCCGGAUUUUUCUUCUCCGACACCCGACUAUUUUGCACUUCAAGGAGUGUUCAUCAGUUUUAAGUGCUGUUGCUGUUUCCCUUCAGAGUUCAUCUGUAAAUAGUUUUGUCUCCAUAUAUUUGAUAUAUGUUAUUGCUAUGAUUUCAGAUUGAUCUGCAGUACAGAAAAUGCUGGGAUAAAUAUGCAGUCUCUUUGGAUAUCAUCGACAAAUCUUCAAAAUGCGGCAGCGAGGUUGUUCACUGGGUGACAAAAUUUCCAGUGAGUGAUAUAAUUUAAACUUUACAAAAUACCACAAUGUAACAUUCUAAGUGUUGUACCUUUGUAAGCGCUCCCCCCUCCUAUUAGAACUUUUUUGAAAUUUUUACAAUGUAUUUUGUAGUAUCCGUUGAAGAGCCGGGAUUACGUUUUUGUUCGAAGGUCUAAGGUAUUAAACUGCUUUGGCGGAACCGAUUUACCUUGCAUAUUAAUUUGCUAUAAAAUUGUUUGUUAAAACAAAAACGUUUCUUUUUUUUUACCAGAUUGAUACUGCAUCAAACACCAUGGUUCUGGUUUCAAGGCAUGUGUUUUAUUGACGAAUAAACAAUUUUAUGAAUAAACUCUAAAUUUAAGAUGAAUAAACAUCUUCACUCACUCUACAAACUAGAGAUUAACAUGUCAUCCAUAACUUCAAAAUAGCUUGCUCUUUUGUACUGUAUGAUAAAAAAUAAAUGCGAUAAAUAGUUGUGCAUUGGUUAGAAAGAUGGCAAUCCGAGAAAGACCCAGUGAGCAACUGGGCUGACGAAUACACCCUUCCGGAAAGUAUGUCACUAUAGAGCCUCGUUUUCAUGUAUGUGGACAUUAGUUUAGGCCUAAUGUCUCAAUCGCGAAAACGAGGCUCUAUAGCCAAGGUGACAUACUUUCUGGGAGGGUGUAUUGUUGAUAUGAUCAGCUAGUAGGUGAUGGAUGUAAAAAUUGAUGAUUAUCAGCAUCUCCUGAAAGGUUCCCCAAUAACUAGACUGUUAGUGCUUGACAUUUCACUUUUUUGUUUAGAGCCUCGAGCCACGAAAAUUGUCCAGAAAGUGAAGAAUAUAUUCGUGUCAAAGAUUACGAAUCUCAAAUGGUUGUUAAACCUCACAAAACCUUUCGAGAGGUAAACAAAAUGUUCUUGACUACGGCUGGGCUUGCUAAAUAAUCAUAAUUCGUAUAAAAUUAUUUUCUAAAGUUGUUUUACAUGGGUAAAUCAGGACGGUGUAAGCUUGAAUAGAAUUGCCGCAACUAUAAACGCACCACGAUAUACCUGCUGUAAUUUCGGCUGUACACUGCAGUAGUUGAUAUCGCUUUCUUUUCAGAAUGGCUUUGACUAUGUGUUGACCUACCAUGAUGAUUCACGAGUGAAUGUUCCGAAAUUUUGCGUGAAUAUGAUCACUGGUUCAGGUAUGGUUACUACCUGAUACACCUAUGCUGAUUACCAGAUACACCUACUAUAUUAUAACAUACCUGUCAUUAGUUGUGUCUGAAUUACCUGAAAAAUUUAAAACACUUCGGAAAGGACUUUUUCAUCAGGAGGGAACUAACGUUACCUCCUGGCGACGAGUUUUUGCUCAAAAUGUAGUCGUUGUGGUUUUAAUAUUUUCAGCUAGUUCAUACACAAACCACGGUAAUCCUACAGUGGACUUCCACGUUUGAGACACCAUAACAAACUGCUGUUCUACCAAUGCUAGGUUACACCAUGGGAUCAUAAAAAUACUUCUAACUAUCCAUGGUUACACAUAGACCCCCUAGUAUAAAGUAGAUGUGACCCCCACUCGAGUUAUGUCUUAGUGAGUACAAAGUUUAAUUAACUGGGGGAAAAUUAUGUGAAUUGAAAAUUCCUCAUUACGAAGCAUUUUGAAGAAUAUCAUCUUUGAAUUUUCAGCUGUUCCUGAUUUCGUGAAGACUCUUCAUGACGCGGCUGCCAACAUGAACAAAUAGAAAUGAUAUUUUAAAGAUACUGCUACAAAAGUUGAAUAUCAUUGUAGAGUGUUUUUUCAGCAGAAUAAAUAUUUUUCAACUAUAC
Molecule: messenger RNA, 3858 nt
Organism: Paramuricea clavata
Lineage: Eukaryota; Metazoa; Cnidaria; Anthozoa; Malacalcyonacea; Plexauridae
Source: the annotation of a GenBank genome assembly